Molecule: messenger RNA, 1355 nt
Organism: Halichondria panicea
Lineage: Eukaryota; Metazoa; Porifera; Demospongiae; Suberitida; Halichondriidae
Exons: 2
Coding region: 1-1224 (407 amino acids)
Source: RefSeq, a predicted model, not a curated record
AUGGCAUUUCAACUGUUGAUGAUCUGCUCUCUCCUUGGUCUGGGGUCAGCCUGGAACCAACCCAGCACCUGCUACGUGAGACAGUCUUCAUGCUCUGGGGACUCGGAGGUCAAAGAGGACACCAGAAGGAUAAGAGAAACUUUAGAGAGCUCAUUGACAUCAAUUAGCGCUUCACUGGAACAACUUGUUAAACAAAAGUGUGAGGCUGUAAAUACCAACCCUCCAACAGAACCAGCUGCAACUACAGACUCUCCAACAGAACCAGCUGCAACUACCGACCCUCCAACAGAACCAGCUGUAACUACCGACCCUCCAACGGAACCAGCUGCAACUACCGACCCUCCAACAGAACCAGCUGUAACUACCGACCCUCCAACGGAACCAGCUGCAAAUACCGAGAUACCUCCUCCAAUAGGAACAUUUGAUGAUCCAGCAAGCUCUUGUAGUGACAUCUCCUCUCAAGGCCGACCAUCUGGAGAAUACUGGAUUGCCACUGACCGUACUAGCUCUCCUGCUCAGGUUUACUGUGACAUGAAUCGAACAAGCUGUAGCUGCAACACUACAGGAGGAUGGAUGAGGGUAGCCAACCUUGACAUGACCAAUCCCUACCAAAACUGCCCAGCUGGAUUCGGACAGGUGAACAGGGACCAACCACCAUUGCGUACUUGUGGCAGAGGGGAAAGAGGAUGUACUUCCACUACCUAUUCAACUUAUGGGGUGGAGUAUUCAAAAGUUUGUGGUCGAAUCAUUGCCUAUCAAAGUGGUACUCCGGAUGCUUUUCAUCCAUAUUUCCGUGACAGAGCUAGAUCUAUUGAUGAUGGUUACGUUGAUGGUGUAAGCCUAACCCAUGGUCAGUCACCUCGUCAGCACAUCUGGACAUUUGCUAAUGCAGUUGAUGAAACUCGAUCCACUUAUUAUGUAUGUCCCUGCACAAGACCUGACCUCCCCUACACUGGAAUUGUACCUCCCUUCAUCGGUCAAGAUUACUUCUGUGAAACUGGAAGUAGAGAAGCAGUUAGCUUUAUAUUCUACCGCGAUGAUCCAGUCUGGGAUGGUCAGGGAUGCGGGAGUAACAGUACUUGCUGUGAGUUCAACAAUCCACCGUGGUUCUGCAAGCAACUCCCUCUACCAACUACAGACGAUAUCGAGUUGAGGCUUUGUUUUGAUCACAACUUUAGUAAUGAAAACACACCCAUCGAGCUCGUCGAGAUCUAUGUACGCUGAAUAUAGUUUAGUUUUUUUCUAGAACUACACAUUCAGAGUAUAGAAACUGAAUAUAAACAUGAUAGCUGUAGCAAUUCCCGACAAAACUUUUUUACUGACUUGCAUGCAUGUCGGGAAGCUUAUUUAGUCAC